AUGACAACGGUGUUUCACGAUAUGAUGGGAAAAGAGGUGGAAGACUAUGUGGAUGAUCUUGUGGUGAAAUCAAAGACUAGAGAAGGCCAUCAAGAGGUGCUGAGGAAGGUGCUGGAAAGAUGUCGGCUGUAUGGGUUAAAGAUGAACCCCAAAAAGUGCGCAUUCGGGGUGUCAUCCGGAAAAUUCUUGGUGUUCCAAGUGCAUCAGCGUGGCAUAGAUGUAGAUCCAAAAAAGACAAGAGCUAUAAAUUCCCUUGCGCCUCCAAGAAAUCCAAAGGAGUUGAAAAGUUUCAUGGGGAGAUUAUCCUAUAUUCGGCGCUUCAUCCCAGGUCUUGCUGCCACUAUAAGUGUUUUUGCUCCCUUAUUCAAGAAGGGCAGGCCAUACGAAUGGAGCAAGGAAUGCCAAGAGGCCUAUCAGCAAGUGCAACAAAUAAUUACUAAGCUGCCCACCAUGAGAGCACCCAUUCCGGGACUUCCUCUCAAGAUUUAUCUAGCUGCAACAAAUGCAGCGGUUGGGGCCUUACUCGCUCAAGACAACCAUGGUGGAGAAGAAAGCCCUAUUUACUAUGUGAGUAGGCAAUUAAGGGGAGCUGAAACAAGAUAUCCAAAGACUGAGCUCUUAUGCCUUGCCCUUGUCUAUGCUGCGCAACGCUUGCGUCAUUACUUUCUCGCUCAUAAGCUACAACUCAUAGUGAAGUCUGUUGCUCUAUUUCCUGAAGAAGAAGGAUCGAUUCUUUCGGAGGAGGUUCUGGGAGAGCUGCCGGAAAUAGUGGCUAUUGUUACAGAGGAAGAACCAUGGACCCUCUACUUUGAUGGUUCUUCUACGUCAAAUGGUGGAGGAGCAGGUGUGGUACUCAUCAACCCCGGGGGGCAAGCCACGGCCCUCUCAUUCAAACUAAAUUUCCCAUGCACGAAUAAUGUGGCGGAGUAUGAGGCAUUCAUUAUGGGAGUGUCUACAGCAAAGGAAAUGGGCAUAGAAAGGAUUAAAAUCAUUGGCGACUCCAAUUUGGUGCUAAGUCAGUUACAAGGAAGCUUUGCUGUGAAAGAGUCAACAUUAGCGCCAUAUCGCACAGCUGCUGAAAAGCUUGUCAAUUCUUUCAAGCAAGUGGUACUGGAACAUAUUCCAGGAGCCACUAAUAGAUAUGCUGAUGCCUUGGCUACGUUGGGGUCAAAGCUCUCAUUCGUCCAAGAGCAACCCAACAUCACCGUAGUAAAAAGGGAUGUUCCAGCAGUUGAAGCAAUGGCUCAAGAGGAGCUGCUGGAGGAAAAAGAUUGGAGAAAAUCCAUGAAGGAAGGGUUGAGCGAGGGAAGCAACAUCAAGGACUUGAAGGACUAUGUGGUUAUCUUCAGAGAACUUUACAGACGCCUGCCAGGAGGUAUUUUGACUCGCUGCAUAGGAUUGACAGAAGCACGGAGAAGACUCCAAGAGGUACAUGAAGCCACUUGCAAUUUGGAGCCAAUAAUCAGCCUAUAUCGGUGCCUGCAAUGCAAGGGUUAUUAUUGGCCAGAAAUGAAGAAACAAGCAGCUGGGGUUCAAACCAAUUGUCCCAAGUGUGCAACAAUACCCUCCACCGAAGAAUCAUUCACCAUUUCAUUUGCGGAAGAUUGGAGGGCGCCAUACUUAGCGUUCUUUAUUGAAGGAAUUUUACCAAGCAACACCAAGCAUGCCCACAAGCUCAAAAAGACGCUAAAGAGAUACUUCAUAGACGGUUCCACUCUCUAUCGCAAAGGGUUUAAUGGUGAACCCUUGAAAUGCUUAGGAGAAUCAGAAGCGCAGCAAGUGAUGCAAGAAAUUCAUGCUGGAGACUGUGGUGAACACCAAGGGAUGAAGAGGCUCCAUCGGCAACUGCUAAAUGUUGGGUAUUACUGGCCUACCAUGAAGAAUGAUGCAUACAAUUUUGUGAAGAAGUGUCAUACGUGCCAAGUUCAUGCCAAUUUAAGUCACAACCCUCCCACGUUAUUGCAGGACAUGGGUACUCCUUGGCCUUUUCACACUUGGGGGCUUGACUUGAUCGGAACUAUCCACCCACCUUCCGAUGGCUAUAUAUGGAUCCUCACAGCCACUGAGUAUUUCACAAAAUGGGUUGAGGCGAUUCCCCUUCGAAAGGCCACGGGGGCUACCAUUGCAAAUUUUAUCUGUGAGUACAUCGUCUGCAGAUUCGGAAUCCCAUAA
This is a messenger RNA of Prunus avium (sweet cherry), 2172 nucleotides long. RefSeq lists its product as uncharacterized. Gene Ontology annotation, molecular function: RNA-DNA hybrid ribonuclease activity; nucleic acid binding. NCBI's taxonomy places the organism in Eukaryota, Viridiplantae, Streptophyta, Magnoliopsida, Rosales, Rosaceae. The record is from RefSeq and is a predicted model, not a curated record.